This is a messenger RNA of Perca flavescens (yellow perch), 1749 nucleotides long. Its product is annotated as tripartite motif-containing protein 16-like. The record is from RefSeq and is a predicted model, not a curated record. The transcript has a single exon. Bases 70 to 1728 code for a protein of 552 amino acids. NCBI's taxonomy places the organism in Eukaryota, Metazoa, Chordata, Actinopteri, Perciformes, Percidae. Gene Ontology annotation, molecular function: protein binding; zinc ion binding.
UCAGAUCACAGCUUUAAGUAGUUUACAUUUUCAGGAAGUGAAACUCAGGCGUUGUCUUUAAGAGGUGAAAUGGCGGAGAAAGGAGUUCAGUUGGACCAGGAAAUUUUCUCUUGUUCGAUCUGUCUGGAUCUACUGAAGGGUCCGGUGACUAUUCCCUGUGGACACAGCUACUGUAUGAACUGUAUUCAAGAGUUCUGGGAUGAGAAGGAAAUCUACAGCUGUCCUCAGUGUAGAAAUACUUUCACAUCAAGGCCUGUACUGGUAAAAAACACCAUGUUAGCAGAUUUAGUGGAGGAACUGAAGAAGACUGGACUCCAAGCUGCUCCUGCUGAUCACUGCUAUGCUGGAGCUGAAGAUGUGGCCUGUGAUGUCUGCACUGGGAGAAAAUUGAAAGCCCUCAAGUCCUGUCUGGUGUGUCUGGUCUCUUACUGUGCUCAACACCUCCAUUUUCAUAAUGGUGUGGCUCGAUUCAAGAAACACGAGCUGGUGGAGCCCUCCAAGAAGCUCCAGGAGAACAUCUGCUCUCAUCAUGAUGAGGUGAUGAAGAUAUUCUGCCGUACUGAUCAGCACUGUAUCUGUUCUCUCUGCUUAAUGGAUGAACAUAAAGGCCACGACACAGUCUCAGCUGCAGCAGAAAGGACUGAGAGGCAGAAAGAGCUCGAGGUGAGUCAAGAAAACAUCCAGCAGAGAAUCCAGGACAGAGAGAAAGAUGUGAAGCUGCUUCAACAGGAGGUGGAGGCCAUCAAUCACUCUGCUGAUAAAGCAGUGAAGGACAGUAAGAAGAUCUUCACUGAGCUGAUCCGUCUCAUGGAGAAAAGACGCUCUAAUGUGGAGCAGAAGGUCAGAUCCCAGCAGGAAACUGAAGUGAGUCGAGUCAAAGAGCUUCAGGAGAAGCUGGAGCAGGAGAUCACUGAGCUGAAGAGGAAAGACGCUGAGAUGAAGAAGAUCUCAGACACAGAGGAUCACACCCAGUUUCUGAAAAACUACUCCUCACUGUCACCACUCAGUGAAUCUACAUCCAGCAUCAAUCUCCGUCCUCUGAGCUACUUUGAGGAUGUGACAGCGGCUGUGUCAGCCACCAGAGACAUACUACAGGACGUCCUGAGAGACACAUGGACAAACAUCUCACUGACUGUGACUAAAGUAGAUGUUUUACUGUCACAACCAGAGCCCAAGACCAGAGCUGACUUCUUAAAAUAUUCACGUGAACUCACACUGGAUCCAAACACAGCUCACACACAGCUGUUAUUAUCUGAGGUGGAGAGAAAGGUAACAUUAACAUAUAAUAAUCAGGGUUAUUCUAGUCACCCAGACAGAUUCUCUGUAAACUAUCAGGUCCUGAGUAGAGAGAGUCUGACCGGACGUUGUUACUGGGAGGUGGCGUGGACAGGAGGAGGGGUUCAUGUAGCAGUCGCAUACAAGAACAUCAGCAGAGUGGGGGACCCGGGUGAAUUUGGAAAAAACAAAAAAUCCUGGGAGUUAAGAUGCGUCAAAAACAGUUAUCAAAUUUGGCACAACAAAGUCCAAACUCCCGUCCCAGGUCCUUGGUCCUCCAAAGUAGGAGUGUACCUGGAUCACAGGGCAGGUACUCUGUCCUUCUACAGCGUCUCUGACACCAUGACUCUCCUCCACAGAGUCCAGACCACAUUCACUCAGCCUCUCAAUGCUGGACUACGGCUUUAUUAUCAUUAUGGAGACACAGCUGAGUUCUGUAAACUAGAGGUGUGAAUCUUCACUGAUCUCCCGAUU